Messenger RNA from Syngnathoides biaculeatus (alligator pipefish), 1590 nucleotides. Its product is annotated as zinc finger protein OZF-like. NCBI's taxonomy places the organism in Eukaryota, Metazoa, Chordata, Actinopteri, Syngnathiformes, Syngnathidae. The transcript has 2 exons. The record is from RefSeq and is a predicted model, not a curated record. Gene Ontology annotation, cellular component: nucleus. Bases 295 to 1590 code for a protein of 431 amino acids.
CUAAUGCCGUAAAAUUUCAAGAGUUUGUACCCAACGAGCCGAAUCAUCGUCACUGUCAGUCCAUCACUACUUUAUGCAACUAAUAUGUUUUUCGUAGAAUCUUCCGAUUUCCAGUUCAAAUCGUCUCGGUGCAUGUCGAAGCUCUUAGCUUAGCUUAGCUUAGCUUGCUCGCAAACAGAGGAGUUUGUGAUUUUAGCGCUUUAACCCACGAAAAGUCCAAAUCCGAUUCUGGAUGUAAUUAAUGUUUCUGUCCGAUUUUCCAAUUCGAUUAUCUCAGCGUUGUGUGGAAAAAAAAUGUGUGAAAGAAGGACGACGGAGUCCGAAGAGGAUAUUUGGGGGCUAAAAGAGGAGAAGGAGCCCCGACGUCAACUUCUGCUGCCUGGCCAGCCUCAAUGCAGAUCAGAGAUCAGUGGAAACCUUUGUCCUGAGCAGGGGGGGCCAGAGCCCCCCCGCAUUAAAGAGGAGGCGGAGGAGGAGGUCAUCACCGGGUUGCCGUUCACCGGGGUCCGUCCGAAGUCUGAAGACGGUCAAAGAGAAGCGGAGCGAGGGGCGGAGCCGGCGAGUCGCGACUCGAGUCGGCACACGGCAACCGGAGGUGACGGAGAACACUGCGGAGGAUCACGAGAACCCGGACUCAUCGCUCCGUUAUCAGACAGCGACGACCUGACGUCGCACUCUUCGGACUAUGACGGCGACGAACGCUCGGAAGGUGACGCGGCGACCUGUCACGCUGACGACAAACGGUGGAAAUGCUCUCAGUGCGGGAAAACGUUCGCGUACAGCAGCCGUCUGAAACGCCACAAAAGGACGCACACGGGCGAGAAACCGUUUGCUUGCUCGGUUUGCGGUAAAACCUUUUCGCAGAAGGAACACUUGAGGAGUCACGCAAGUACUCACACGGGGGAGAAACCACUUGUGUGCUCAGUCUGCGGUCAAAGAUUCUCUCAUAAGGGAAGUCUUAUUAUACACACGAGGACCCAUACUGGACAAAAACCUUUUUCCUGCUCCGUUUGCGAUCAGAGAUUUACUCAGAAAGGAGACUUGAGAAAACACACGAGAAAACACACUGGAGAGAAACCCUUUUCCUGCUUAGUGUGCGGUCAAAGAUUCUCUGUAAAGGGAACCUUAAAAGCACACACAAGAACACAUACUGGAGAGAAACCUUUCGCCUGCCCAGUUUGCGGCCAAAGAUUUUCUCAUAAGGGAAGCAUGAACAUACAUACAAGAACACACACUGGAGAGAAACCUUUUGCCUGCUCAGUUUGCAGUCAAAGAUUCUCUCGAAGAGGAAGUUUACGAAUACACACAAGAACCCACACUGGAGAGAAACCCUUUGCCUGCUCAAUUUGCGCCCAACGAUUCUCUAAUAGAGGAAACUUAAGUAUGCACACAAGAACCCACACCGGUGAGAAACCUUUUCCCUGUUCAAUUUGCGGUCAAAGAUUCCCUCUCAAGGAAAGCUUAAAAAGACACACACGAGCGCACACUGGAGAGAAACCUUUUGCCUGCUCUAUUUGCGGCCAAAGAUUCUCCAUCAAGGGAAACUUAAAAACACACAUCAGGACUCACACAGCCAAAAGGGACGCUUAA